AAAACGAAAAAUAAAACAGAACCAACUUUAUGGAAGGGGAAAAGAAGCACUUUGUAUUGGUUCAUGGAGCAGCACAUGGAGCAUGGUGCUGGUACAAGCUGAUCCCGCUCCUGAAAUCCAGUGGUCACAGAGUUACUGCUCUCGAUCUCGGAGCAUCCGGGGCUAAUCCGAAUCGGCUGGACGAGAUCAUCACAAUCUCGGAUUAUGCUCGGCCGUUGAUGGAGUUCAUGGCCUCCCUGCCUGAAGAUGAUGAUGAUGGCAAGGUGAUUCUGGUGGGUCACAGCUUUGGUGGCUAUGUUAUAUCUAUGGUGAUGGAGAGGUUCCCUGAGAAAGUGUUGGUGGCUGUUUUUGUGACUGCUGAAAUGCCUAAUCUCGUCGAGCCUCCUGCCAUUCUCAUGAUAGAGAUCCUGGAGAAGACACCAGAGGAGGUCUUUGCACUAUGUGAAGUAGAAUUUGACAAAGAACAGGAAAGGCUUCCGAUAUCAGCACUUUUCGGGCCAGUUUACCUGGAAACUUUGAUGUACACAAACUGCCAGCCAGAGGAUCUGGAGCUGGCCAAGCUGAUGAUUCGGCCAUUCAAGUUCUUCCUGGGAGACAUGUCCAAGGAAUCCCUGCUGAGUGAGGCUCAAUAUGGUUCUGUGAAAAGGGUAUACAUUGUGUGCAAAGAUGAUGUCCUGACGAAGCAGGAAUUCCAGGAAAGGAUCAUUAAGAGCUACCCACCAGAUGAGGUGAAGUACAUUGAAGGAGCUGACCACAUGGCUAUGCUGUCAAAGCCAAAGGUGCUCUAUCAGUGCCUGCUGGAAGUUGCUGAUGAAGAUUGGCAGAGUUGUGAUGCUCAGCUUCAGAAAGAAGGUGGUUCAGCCGAGUGAUCAACCAAAUGUAGCCCAUAUUAACUGCUCGACGAAAUGUGAGCGCAACGUAGUAAUGUGUAGAUGAUAACAAUCAUCAUUUCUAAUUCUGGGGUUAUUGUCGCCUUUGAAAAGGGCAUCGGGUUGUUCAAUGCUAUCAGUUAAUGUUAACAUUUGAGAAUCAGAAUUAUUCCAGUUUCAAAUCCUGCUCCAAACGACAGUAAUAAGACCAUCUUUGAAGA
Molecule: messenger RNA, 1090 nt
Organism: Linum trigynum
Lineage: Eukaryota; Viridiplantae; Streptophyta; Magnoliopsida; Malpighiales; Linaceae
Source: the annotation of a GenBank genome assembly